Aspergillus pseudonomiae is the source of this 1702-nucleotide messenger RNA. It is a transcript of the gene lcp5, whose product is annotated as small subunit rRNA maturation protein LCP5. Gene Ontology annotation, cellular component: small-subunit processome; nucleolus. The record is from RefSeq and is a predicted model, not a curated record. The coding region runs from base 200 to 1351 and encodes 383 amino acids. NCBI's taxonomy places the organism in Eukaryota, Fungi, Ascomycota, Eurotiomycetes, Eurotiales, Aspergillaceae. The transcript has a single exon. Gene Ontology annotation, biological process: maturation of SSU-rRNA from tricistronic rRNA transcript (SSU-rRNA, 5.8S rRNA, LSU-rRNA).
GCGUUGAGCUAAACGGAGAUUAGAUUGAUGGAGCAAAACCGACGGCUGCGACGGAUACGAUGAGGCCAGCUAUCGGUCUUGGCACACGUGAUGGGUCCCUCGAGGUGACUAUCGGCACGUGUUGAUAAGACAUCCAAAAAUUUCCCUUCGGUGUGAAGAUCGCAAGUGGAAACGAAACAGAGCCACCCAUCACAUCGCAAUGGCGACCGCUACGCAACAGCCGGAAAAUUCCGGUCUGCAAAAUAUUUCUGCCUUAUUGGAAACUAUUACUGGCUGUCUCACCACUGCCGGAUCAUCCCUCCCCAAGGACAAGCGAGAUACACCCUCGGAGGUGUCAAUCGAACCUCCGCAAGAUGGUAUAUCGCUGCUAGAUACCAAGAGCGACUUGCUUCUCUCCUAUAUACACAAUCUCGUUUUUCUGGUGCUGUUUCAAUUGCGUGGACUAUCAAAAGAUCGUGAUAGCGAUGCUGAAGCAGAUCAGUCCCUGCGAGAGGAGACCGUCAAAAAGCUCGCAGAAUUACGGGUUUACCUGGACCGCGGUGUGAGGCCUUUAGAGGGACGACUUAAGUAUCAAAUAGACAAAGUGGUUAAGGCCGCUGAGGAUGCGGAAAGAGCCGAACGCACCGCUGCGAAGACCAAGGCAACCCAAGCAGAAGAUUCUGGCAGCGACAAUGAGUCGGCAUCGGAGGACUCAAGCGAUGGUGAAGGGGAUAGCGCGGAAGGAAGUGAUGAUGAUCAGGAAGAUAUCGAUGAGAUGGCAUACCGGCCCAAUAUCUCAGCCUUUGCGAAGAAAGUCGAACCGGAAGCGCGGGCAGAGAAGUCUACCAAGAAUGCGCCCAGCGAUGGCAUCUAUCGCCCACCGAAGAUCAUGCCGACAGCUCUUCCCACUACCGAAACCAGAGAACGUCGGGAACGUGGUCCACGCCGGUCGACCGUUAUCGAUGAGUUCGUCAAUGCGGAGAUGUCGUCCGCACCGAUGGCGGAGCCUAGCAUUGGCAGUACAAUCGUGCACGGUGGCAGGCACACCAAAUCGAAGAAGGAAAGGGAACAUGAAGCAGAACGAACAACCUAUGAAGAAACCAACUUUAUCCGAUUGGCAAAGGAGAGCAAAAAGGACCGAGCCAAAAGAGGUGGCCAGGCCAAGGGCACUUAUGGAGGUGAAGAAUGGAGAGGCCUUACUGAAGGUGCAGACCGUAUUUCAAGGCUUACACGCAGGGCUAAGGGAAGCGGUGGCGCGCUGGAUAGGAGUCGGAAACGCAAGCACGGCGACGACGGGCCGCGCGGGGAUGGUGCAGCUGUGGGUCAAAUAUUUGAGAAGCGCCGGAAGAAGAUCGAGGGUUGGAAACGGUAGCUGCAUUUAUUUUCCUCGUUCUUUGGAAUGAACGCAUCUGUAACUAUUUAUUCUGAUACCAUUGGAGAAGCUUCCACAAUUUAUGUCUUUGUACGGCUGGGGCGUGUGUUUCAUCAAUUAGCCAUGCACAGAGACUUCAAGGAGUAGAAUAAGUACCACCUAGUAGCCAGAUAUGCUUGCCCGACAGGUAAGAUAGCAGUGAGCAGCAUAUAGUAGAACUAAUCAGGACAUGUCUACCUAACUCGGUACAGAGAGACCACGUAAUGAAUUGUAACUUGCUGACUGCAGACUAACAAUCAAGCUGCACAUCAGCGGACAGUGAGUGUAUAUGGCCGGUCUCCUGCAGUAGAA